Leptonychotes weddellii (Weddell seal) is the source of this 2093-nucleotide messenger RNA. NCBI's taxonomy places the organism in Eukaryota, Metazoa, Chordata, Mammalia, Carnivora, Phocidae. The record is from RefSeq and is a predicted model, not a curated record.
CGUUCCCCAGACUCGCGCCCUCGGCCCCGCCUUUGUUGCCUAGGCGACGAAGGGCCGCGGCCCCGGGGCGAGAUCCUGAGGAUGUCCGUGGGGACCACUCCCGGGGGAACGACACCCGCGGCGACGACCCCGGCGGGAACCACACCCGAUUCGGAGAGAGAUGCUGAAUUCCAGGAGCAUGAAAAGAUUCUGUCUCCAGAUUUUCUUUCAGUUGCUCAAAUCACUGAAAUGCUAGCAGAGGACGUAGAUGGAAUUCAACAAAAACUGAAAAAGUUUUUGAAUUUCAAAAACCUUCACACCUGUUUAAAGGAAGCCAUUCUACUGGAUUAUUAUGUAUCUGGAUUUUUGUGGGCUAGAGGAAUGGAAUUUUCUGUUAUUCAAUAUUCAAAAUUUAUGACUUUACUAGAUAUGUUACUUCAUAAUCUUAGAACACUGCAUAUGUCCUUGAAAGACAGCAUAAAAUGGCUUGGAGAAGUUAUGGCUGAAAUAGGACCAUCCCAUUCACAGAAAAAUGAGGAAUGGAAUGUCUUUAAUAUAAAACAAGCCAAUGCUGUCAUCGAUUACUUAAAAAUCAGCUUAUUUCAACACUACAAGCUAUAUGAGUUUCUAUUCUACUCUACCAGGGAAGAAAUUGUGAUAGGAACUGAGCAAGUGUUAGAGGUUGUCAAGGCUUCACGUGGUCUCUUUCCGGAUCCUCUAGAAGAAGGAAUCUCAUUUGAUAUUUAUUCAACAUUCAUAGAGCCACCUCCAACAUUGGAUACAGAAAUGAAGGGAUUGGAUCAAGAACAAGGCCCUGAGGAAUCCCAGUCAGAAGCCAACACUUCCAACGUGGAUCCUUUAGUGGGUUUCACCAUCAAAGAUAUAAAAGCAGUUCUGGAUCAAGUCACAGAUGAUAUUUUAAUUGGCAUUCAGGAUCCCUCCUUUUUUCAUGGAAGUACCAGCAGUGGAGAUUGGCUUAUCUUUCCUCUUGGUUUGAGUCACCAAAGAGUUUUGUGUUAUUUUACUUAAUUUUUACCUUCAAAGAAUGUUCAGUGCAGAUGUCUCCAACGGUCAUUUGAUGUUUGUUUGUUCUUUUGAAUAUAUUCAGGGCACUUUCUAGCUAGGACAAAGGAAAUAAGACAGAUAAGGUCCUUGACUUGCUGGAGUUCAUGGAAUUGAUGAAGUUUAUAAUCUAGAAGCAGAUAAUAAACAAGGGAAGAAAUAAGAGGAUCUUAGAUAACAAUAAAUCAUGCUAAUAAUUAAUACAAAGCCCUGGGAUAGAAGGUUCCGGGGUGUGGGAGAGCUACUUUUACCUGCGGUGCUCUGAGAACUCUGCUUGGAAGGGGUGGCUUUCGAGCUGAGACCAGGGUAGGAGAAACCAGCCAUGGACCACACCAGGGAACAUCUGUUCCAGGCAGUGAGGGUAGCAAGUAAAGUGACUUGCCAAGUAGAACCUCUGAUCACACAAAGCAGCUCUCAGGGAAGACAGGUGUACCCACGUCUCACUUCUGGGAAGUACCUGGCUGCUCUGCGACCUCAGACCCUCGUAUUCCGAAUCUAGUACCUUUUCCACUCUGUCACAUUGCCAUGGUCGUAUUGCCUUAUCUAAAAAAUAUAUACGUAAUUACAACCACAAAAUACUUAUUGGGAUAGCCCAAAACCCAAAUAAGCCCAUCUACUUAAAAGAAAUCUUGGUCCAAAUCUCUCUUGCAAAAGAAUUUCAAACAAAUUAUGUAGAUACUCUACUCCAAAAGACGAGGAGCAUAACUGCCAUCAUUAUGUGUGGGCUGUGCAUAGUGACUUUUUUCUAAGAAUACAGUAUGUAGAGAGCACCUUACAGUUAAGAGACCUGACAAAUGCUACUUCCUCCAUAUAAUCAAUAUCAACAUCAAUAGUCAAAAAUCAUGUCGAUGGCAUAUACACUUGAUAUGAGUUGAUGAAAAUAGUACUUUCCUCCCCAAAACCCAUAACCCUAGACUAAUCAUGAGAAAAACAUCAGGCAAAUUCCAGUAGAAGAGCCUACAACAUACCGGAUCAGUAGUACUAAAAACUGUCAAGGUCAGGGGUGACUGCUCAGUCAGUUAAGCGUCUGCCUUCGGCUCAGGUCAUGAUCC